AAAAAAAAUAAUUACACCUUGGACAAUAACAAAACGGGGGGGAAGAGGUUAUUUUUUUUUUUAUUCUCUUUUCUUUAGCUCGAUAACGUUAUUUUAAUAAUGAACGCCAUGUCCACCGUUUUCCGUCGUGCUUACAGCACCAAGUCUCUUGUUCCUCCCAACAUUGCUGCUGCCACCAAGGUUGGUAGUGGUGCUGCUAAGGAUGCUCAAAUGACCGAUUUGGUUGCUUUCUACAAGAAAUUGCCCAAGGGUGCUGCCACUAUUGCUAAGCCCUCAGGUCCCUGGGGUCGUUACAAGGCUCGUUAUAUUGAUGGUGAAAAUGCUUCUAUCACUCCUUUCCUCCAUCUCCUUGCUGGUAUCUUCGUCACUGGUUAUUCCAUUGAUUAUCACUUCCACUUGAAGCACCACAAGAACGUUGAACACCAUUAGAAUAGUUUUUUCUUACAAGAAAUAAAACAUAUCCAUAUAGUCACGACAACCACAACAUACACAUACGCAAUUUUUUUUUUAAGUAUAGUUUAUUUUUGAUGGAUGAAC
Messenger RNA from Halteromyces radiatus, 537 nucleotides. Its product is annotated as mitochondrial F1-F0 ATP synthase subunit F of fungi-domain-containing protein. Gene Ontology annotation, biological process: proton motive force-driven ATP synthesis. NCBI's taxonomy places the organism in Eukaryota, Fungi, Mucoromycota, Mucoromycetes, Mucorales, Cunninghamellaceae. The record is from RefSeq and is a predicted model, not a curated record. The coding region runs from base 100 to 429 and encodes 109 amino acids. The transcript is spliced from 3 exons.